Molecule: messenger RNA, 1512 nt
Organism: Gilbertella persicaria
Lineage: Eukaryota; Fungi; Mucoromycota; Mucoromycetes; Mucorales; Choanephoraceae
Exons: 3
Coding region: 1-1512 (503 amino acids)
Source: RefSeq, a predicted model, not a curated record
AUGAUACCCCAUCUUGACUCUUCAAGUGUAUACCAUGCUAAUACCCUACCUUCUAUCCGUACACACUUUAAAGACCAACAAACUCGCUUUCAAACAUGUCCUAAUAUUAAAUUUCAACAUCAACUGCAUAUUGUACCAAUGAUAGAGCAAUUGAAUCCAGACAAGGAUCGAGUUAUCCAACAAGGACUUGUCUUAUGCACACGCACAGAACAAUGGUACACAAGGAAAAAGACAACGACCCGAGAAUUACAGCUACGAAAGACACGGUUACGAUGGAGACGAUUUAAAGCUGUUCUUAAACUAGAUAGAUUAGAACUCUAUCAUAAACUGAUCAUUAACACACAGAGGCUGGCUCACAUCAUCUAUCUAGACAAUCAACCACCUCACCGUCGAGUCAAAUUAGCUAUGAUUUCAACUCAAGAUGCAGUCUGGUCAUUGGAAUUCAUGGACCGAGAUACAAAAUGCUUGAUAGCGUAUCAUUUCCAGUCAUCCCAUCUAUCAGAUGCUCAAGCAUGGUACAUGUCUAUCUACAACCUAUUACCCUCUACACAUUAUUGCAAAAAACCAAUACCUUCUUAUGUCGAUAUCCAUGUUCUACUUGAGCCCAAUUUACUAAAAGAACCAUUGCGUAUUCGACUUCCUCUGGAUUAUUUAACCAGUCUCUAUGAACAUUUUGAUAUACGCACACGAGACAUGAAGCCUAUUUUGUUGUCUCUCUUAGAGAAGAAUGAAGCAUUAAGUCACAUCAACUGGAAGAGAAAGAAACUCAAACUGUGCUGGAAACACCAAACUUUAAAUCAUUCCACUGAAUGGGUCAAAGAAGAAACCAGUCUGAUUAGUCCUUCAUUGAUCGAGAAAAGCCACAGCCUGGAAUUACAUGUACUAGAUCAAGAAGAACAAGAUACGAAAAAGAGCACAACAUUUGAUGGUCUUUUAAUUCAAAAGAUAUAUACCAACAAGAAGGGGAAAUGUAAGAAUGUCUAUUAUUACUCAGUUCUGUAUGGACAUCACUUGUUCUUUUUCGAUGGUCUUUAUUAUUUUCAAUGCAAGAAACAUGACGAAAAGAAAAAGAAAGACGCAAAGAAACAACACUGGUUCUCUGCUACCACAGGCUUCUUGUUUCAACAAAGAAAACUCACAAUAUCCAAACAAUCCAACCACCCCAAUAAGCGUACACAAUACAAACUAGGCAGUGUCGAGUCAUCGCCUCAUCUCAAGUUAUCCAAGCCUGAACUUAUACCACCUCCAGACCCUUCCAGGCUGUUGAAUGCCAAACACGUGAUUGAUUUACAUCGAGUAGAAUAUGUUGAACCAUGUCAUCAAGACAAAAUUUUUAUGCUACAUAUCAACGGCACAUCUUUGUACUACGAAGCACCAAAUACGCAGAUCAUGCUAGAGUGGGUUACACUGAUAAACAAUGCUUUCACUCUGGACCGUCUUUUACUUUAUUUCAAUCGAGAUCAGCAUAGACAAAUAUUGGUAUGUAUUUUUAUGUUUAGAUCGUACUGUUAA